UUAUUGUCAAAAUGAAGAAGCGUAAAACCAAGCACAAGAAGAAUAGUUCACGCUUGCCAAGCAUAACCAAAAAAUUUCGAACGAAGUUCAAUACACUAAUCAACGCAAGUACAGAAAGAGGUUAGGGCUCCUUAAAGCAUUAGAGCACUCUACUAAUAAUACAGCUGAGAGCCAUAGUAAAGCUUCCAUUAAGCUGAAAAAACAUCCAGCAACCUGUGUUUGAUUAUGAGCAACAGAAAAAGCAAAAUGAUGUAAGAUAGAGGACUAACUCUCAUGAAAAAUGUUUCCAAACUGAAAUCCAACUAGGCCAAGGCAGCCAGGAGUCGACUUCAGAAUGACCAGUUGAAUGAACAAGACUCAAAGAACCAAAUCCAGAGAGUCAAGUUCAAGAAAAUAUUCACAAAGGUUGACAAAUAAGAAGCUUUAAGGCAAUUCCACUCAGACAUUUCUAGGCGAAUGAAGCUAUUGCUUUAGGAAAAAGUGUUUCAGGCUAGUAAAUACUUGCUCACAUGGAAGCUGAUACACUUGCACUCAGUUCCUGCUGAACUUCAACAAACAUACUGGUCACAAUGAUAACUUUCAGCAUAAAACUCUAGAAAUGAGGUGAUUAUAUUGACCAGAAAACACUAAGAAUGAACAGAUGACUGAAGACAGAAAAAUCACGAGGGAAUAUCUCCAUUACUGAUAUGACAACCAUGGGCCUGACUACACAGCUGAAGCUCCAGUUACCCAAAAUAAGUUUGAAGAUACAAAAGAUGUUUCACAAAACCUUCUCAACCCUGAAACAGAAUUUUGUGACCACCAUGUUAACAAGAAGAACCAUUAUUGUAUUGAUUGAAGCAUGCAUUUGUGCUACAGAUGACUUAAAAUAAAAUAAUCCUCAUUUGAAUCAUAAGUGUACUCGAUUGAAGACCUUAACAUUAAGGUUGAACACUAAAGUUUGAAGCCAAUCUACGAUGAGCUCUUAG
Messenger RNA from Moneuplotes crassus, 968 nucleotides. Lineage: Eukaryota; Ciliophora; Spirotrichea; Euplotida; Euplotidae. The record is from the annotation of a GenBank genome assembly.